AAAAAAAUCCGCAAAAACUAGCACCUUCGUCUUUUCACAUGCCCUAAACCAUUCGCUGCCAUUCCCGCGACCACUGGCCACUUCUCAUCGGUGUCAAGCUUCCAUCGGCCACCGAAAGAAAGAAAAAAUAUAGAAGGCAAGAAAGCAAUCCUGAUCUUCAGCUUUGCCGUGCUUCUAGCCGUAGGUCGUCUUAGCUUUAUAUACUUAAAAUGAAGCUUGUCAGGUUUCUAAUGAAGCUCAACAAUGAAACUGUUUCAAUUGAGCUCAAGAAUGGCACAGUUGUUCAUGGCACCAUUACAGGUGUGGACAUCAGUAUGAACACUCAUUUGAAAACAGUUAAACUAACUGUGAAAGGGAAAAAUCCUGUGACUCUGGAUCAUCUCAGUGUAAGGGGUAACAACAUCCGUUACUAUAUCCUCCCUGACAGCUUGAAUCUGGAGACAUUGCUUGUUGAAGAGACGCCAAGGAUUAAGCCUAAGAAGCCAACUGCUGGGAAGCCUUUGGGAAGGGGACGGGGACGUGGCCGUGGUCGUGGGCGCGGUCGCGGACGAUGAACUGCAGUUAUCACAAUUUUUUGGCUUGUGGGUUGUAUACCUCUAUUGUCGGGAGAGUUUCUGGGGAACUUUUGGAACAGCCGAGUAGCAUGUGACUCAGACGAGUUAGUCCGUUUUAGCUAUUUUUCUGUCAAGUGCUAUUAAGUUUGACCAUAUGACUCGUUUUACAGCUCAACACAAUACAAUUGCCUCUUAGAAAACAAAAA
Messenger RNA from Prosopis cineraria, 760 nucleotides. RefSeq names its product small nuclear ribonucleoprotein SmD1a-like. Gene Ontology annotation, molecular function: RNA binding. Gene Ontology annotation, cellular component: commitment complex; pICln-Sm protein complex; U1 snRNP. The coding region runs from base 210 to 554 and encodes 114 amino acids. The transcript is spliced from 5 exons. Gene Ontology annotation, biological process: RNA processing; spliceosomal snRNP assembly. Lineage: Eukaryota; Viridiplantae; Streptophyta; Magnoliopsida; Fabales; Fabaceae. The record is from RefSeq and is a predicted model, not a curated record.